UAUCGUUAUGAGUGGGCGCCCAAGCUACUUCACAUCAAUCAGGUUCAUAUAUAUCGUACCUAGUAGUAUACCAGUAUAUUAGCUUGCUCAGGUAUAUUUUGAGGCCGCAGUCUUAUCAAUCUGUCAGGUGAUGGUAGGUGAUGAAGCUUACACCGCUCUUGAAACCUCAGAAAGUAGGCAGAAAAGGUAGGAGAGGCAAAUUAAUAGCAAGUAAAUAAAACAGUUGACGUGACUGACACCCUUUUAUCUGGUAGGCUACAUAAGUACAGAUGCAUGCAGCUUUCUAGAUGACCCAACAUGCCUUAACAUAAUUACCCAGAUACAUACAAGUGAAGAGGGAGAGAGGGAGAGAGGUUAGCUCCAUCACUGAACCCAAGUGAGCAGUCCAUUAUGGCUGGUUGGUUACCUGAAUAUGGACGUAGAUGUACUUGGAUAUGUGGCACGCAUACAUACUUGUAGUAAUGGAACAAAGAACUGAGCUGUCAUCGAGGUCAAGAUUUCCAGAAAGAGAUUGAGUGCAAAGCGGCUCCCGAUCGGCCCCACCUAAAUCCGUACAUGUACCUACCUACCUACUUCAUCAAUGUCAAAGUGAACCUCACAAUAAUCCCCAAGUCCACACAAGACCAGUCCCAGCUACAAAGGCGUCGAAGCUAUACAAUACAUACAUCAGACACACGUAACACCAAGCACUUCAUCAGAACAGCCUCAAAAAUGGCAACUCGACGCAUAAUCUCUUCUGAAAAGACCAUCCUCGACAAGGACGAUGAUGACCUACAGUCCAGCUCUCAACCUGGCGGACAAUCUAGCACUGCGCCGGCCGUGCCUAUGGACGUCAUCCUCAAGCUCCUAGCAUUCACUCUCGCCAUGAUAGUUAUUCCCAUCGGCUCCUACUUCGUGACAGUAAACACCAUCUUCCGCGGCAACUCGACCUACGCCGGCGCGCUAGCCGCCAUCCUCGCCAACGUGGUGCUAGUGGGCUACGUCGUGGUGGCCAUGAACGAGGACCAGAGCGACGUCCUCGAGGCCGAGAAGAAGCAGAAGUUGAAAGCGCGGCAAGGCAAAGCCGAGUAAAAAAAAAAAAAGCCACAAACCCAACCCAAAACAAAACUAAAUCAGUUCAGAAGUAAACCCGCAUCGAAUCAGGUCAAAUCGGAUCAAUUCAUACCAGUUCGCCU
Xylaria bambusicola is the source of this 1175-nucleotide messenger RNA. RefSeq lists its product as uncharacterized. Bases 556 to 1071 code for a protein of 171 amino acids. The record is from RefSeq and is a predicted model, not a curated record. Gene Ontology annotation, cellular component: endoplasmic reticulum membrane. NCBI's taxonomy places the organism in Eukaryota, Fungi, Ascomycota, Sordariomycetes, Xylariales, Xylariaceae. Gene Ontology annotation, biological process: vacuolar proton-transporting V-type ATPase complex assembly. The transcript has 4 exons.